Manacus vitellinus (golden-collared manakin) is the source of this 7282-nucleotide messenger RNA. It is a transcript of the gene SETBP1, whose product is annotated as SET binding protein 1. The transcript is spliced from 6 exons. Bases 661 to 5418 code for a protein of 1585 amino acids. NCBI's taxonomy places the organism in Eukaryota, Metazoa, Chordata, Aves, Passeriformes, Pipridae. Gene Ontology annotation, molecular function: DNA binding. The record is from RefSeq and is a predicted model, not a curated record.
UUUUUUUCCUUUUCAUUUUAUUUUGGAUCCUGCUAAAAUUAGUCGGGACUGCUCUGGGUGUUGCGUGUUAAUUUGAUUUACUCCGGGAUUCCGGCUUUCCAAGACGCCAUUUUCCCCCCUUUCUCGCUCUAUCACGUUCUAUUUAUCUCUCUCUCUAUCAUUUAUCUCCCGAGCUGUCUCUCCGUCUGUCUGUCCGUCCAUCUCCCUCUCCCCGGUGCCUUCCUCCUCCCCCCGCCCUCCUCCCUCUGCGCUCUGCGUGCGCUGCGCGGCCGGGCGCUCCCCUCAUCCCCAUCUGACAGAUGAACACCGCCAUGGGUUUGCCGCAACACAAGCAAAAGCACCUUUGGGGGCUGUGGCGAGGGAUUGAAACCGGGAUCUAAAAGAGAAGAGACAAGAAGGGGGGAAAUCCGAGGAAGGAGGAGGAGGAGGAGGAAGAAAGAAGAAGAAGAGGAAGCUGCUAAGAAGCCCCCGCUGCCGUUUUGGGGAUAUGGUGGCAGAUUUGGUCUCUUCUGAGCAACUUGCAGCCUCUGGGUGACCAGGACAUUGAAUUUGGUGGACAGUGACCAUUCGCUCCUUGGGAUCACAGCUGCCCUUGCUUUCCUCACCCCCUCCCGCACUCCCCUUCCCUCCAACAAAACUCCAGGGCAUUGUGGUAUUGCUAUGGAGCCCAGGGAGACUUUGAGCAGCUCCCGGCAGAGAGGAGGCGAGGCAGAUUUUCUGCCUGCUGCUGUCACCUCCACGAAGCCUCCUCCUGUCUCCAGCUGCGCAGGGGAGACGAUGCUGCCUGCAGCAGGCUCGGGGAAGGGGAUCCCAGUGAGCAGUGAGAGGCUGGAGCCAGAGGAAGAGGAUGAGCUGGGUUCUGGAAGAGACGUGGAUUCCACUUCCAAUGCGGACAGUGAGAAGUGGGUGGCGGGAGAUGGCCUGGAGGAGCAGGAGUUUUCCAUCAAGGAGGCAAACUUCACAGAGGGGAGUUUAAAGCUAAAGAUCCAGACCACCAAGAGAGCGAAGAAGCCCCCAAAGAACCUGGAGAACUAUAUUUGCCCUCCCGAGAUCAAAAUCACCAUCAAGCAGUCUGGGGAGCAGAAGCUUUCCAGAACUGGGAAAAACAGCAAAACAGCUAAAGAGGAGGACAGAUCACACUCCAAAAAGAAGAGUCAGAUGAAGAAUUUGGGAAGAGAGUGUGGGUUCCCUGUGCAGAGUCCAGUGACGAAAUCUGUGAACAAGGUUUAUGACAGGCCACAGAAACAUUCUGCUCUGCACUAUGAUUCGGGCCUUCAACAAGACUUCACCAGUGACACCUUAAAAUCAAAGCACCAGCAAAAAAGUAGCAACCAGCACCAUCUUGACUGGUCAGCGAGCCCCGAUACCGGAUCCGCUUCUCAAAGUUGUUUCAUCAACACAGAACCCAGCAGGGAAGCAGUUAGUGCAACCAAGGUCUCUGCUCUGGAGCCAGGAGUUCCCUUCAGCAAAUCCCAGGCCAAAAAGUCCUGCAGCAGCAGCAGCACAUGGGGGCAGCUGUCAGUCAGUAGUAAAGAGCUUGGUAUUUGCAGUGCAGUCCCGUCACCCAGCGGCAUCAGCGUGGCCGCCCAGCCGAGCAGUGCCUCCGACUGCAGUGGGCUUUUGCCUCUUGGGGAUCCAGAGGGAGGUGUGCAGCUGGAGGCCCCUGACCAGCCCGCUGGAAGUACGAAGAAGAAGUCCAACAAAAAGGACUUGAUAAGUCAGACCAUCCAAACCACGGACAUGGAGUGGGUGAAGAGUGCCCAGAAAGCAUUUGACAGCAAAUCCCAUGACAGCAUGGAAGGGAAAAAGGAGUCUUACUCGAUGGACAGCAUGUUGGAUACAUCACCCUCAAAGCAGAAUCCCAUUUCUGCCAGCAGUUGUGAAAGUGACACCAGUCAUGUACGAAUUACUAUCCCAAUAAAGUCUCCGACGACAGAUGCGUCUGGCCACAAAAGGAAAAAAAGGCAAUCCAUGAAAUCUUCUAUAGAGAAAACUAUCCAGGAGAAAAGUCUGCCUUCUGUACUUACUAUGAGCAGUGAAAUAGCAAACAGGACUAGCUCUCAAUCAGAGGCGAGUAAGAAAGAUCUUCGAGCCUCAAAGCCAGGGAAAGUGAUAGAAAACGAGUCCCCAUUAGUAUCUAUUGACAGCAGUGUGUUCACUGACAAAGCUUCCCCCAACAGUGCCGCCAGAGUCAGAAAACCUCUAGCAGUGACAUCCACUCUCCUGCCCACCGACCUUUCCACAGCUGGCAAAUUAUCUGAAGUCCAGCACCCCAAACACGCAGCUAAGCGGCGAUGGACCUGCAGCAAACCUAAAUCUAUCCUUCGGGAGACCUCCAUGACAACAUCUGAGAAGCUGAUGGUGGAGCCUCCCUCAGCCUAUCCCAUCACACCAUCCAGCCCUCUGUACACCAAUACAGACAGUCUUACUGUGAUCACGCCUGUCAAGAAAAAAAGAGGACGACCAAAGAAACAACCUUUGCUCACUGUUGAAACCAUUCACGAGGGAACCUCCACCAGCCCAGUGAGUCCAAUCAAUCGUGAAUUUCCAGGAACAAAGAAAAGGAAGAGGAGAAGGAAUCUGGCCAAGUUGGCCCAGAUGGUCCCAGGAGAGGACAAGUCCAUCAGUGAACUUAAGUUUCACAAAAAGGUCGGGAAGCUUGGAGUCUUGGAUAAGAAGACCAUCAAGACCAUUAAUAAAAUGAAAACUCUUAAGAGGAAGAAUAUUCUCAAUCAGAUCUUGUCCUCCUGCUCCAGCAGCAUAGCUCUGAAAGCAAAAGUCCAGCCACCAUCUAGUGCUGGGCCAACCACCAUUGAUGCCAGACUAGGGAAGCAGAUCAAUGUUAGCAAGAGGGGGACUAUCUACAUUGGUAAAAAACGAGGCAGAAAGCCAAGGGCAGAGCUGCAGACUCAGCCAGAAGAACCUAAGACAGCCAUCAAGCACUCAAGGCCUGUUUCCAGCCAGCCAGAAAACCCAGCAGUGCCUUCCAACCUGCAGUCACUUGUGGCAUCGUCACCAGCAGCUAUUCAUCCGCUUUCGACACAGGUAGUGGGGACUAACGGCAACCUUAGCCCUGCAAGCACUGAAACAAAUUUUUCAGAGUUAAAAACUAUGCCAAAUCUUCAACCUAUCAGUGCUCUUCCUACAAAAACCCAGAAAGGAAUGCACAGUGGAACUUGGAAGCUGUCUCCACCCAGGCUAAUGGCUAAUUCACCUUCCCACCUCUGUGAAAUAGGUUCUCUGAAAGAAGUCACGCUGUCGCCAGUGAGCGAGUCUCACAGUGAGGAAACCAUCCCGAGCGACAGUGGGAUAGGUACAGACAACAACAGCACCUCUGACCAGGCCGAGAAAAGCUCAGAAUCCCGCCGGAGAUACUCCUUUGAUUUCUGCACCCUGGACAAUCCAGAGGCUAUCCCAUCUGACACCAGCACAAAGAACAGGCAUGGUCACCGGCAGAAGCAUCUCAUUGUGGAUAACUUUCUCUCUCAUGAGAGUAUUAAAAAGCCAAAGCACAAGAGGAAAAGGAAAAGCCUGCAGAACAGAGAUGACCUCCAGUUUCUGGCAGACCUUGAGGAACUCAUCAAUAAGUUCCAAGUGUUCAGGAUUUCCCAUAGAAGCUAUACAUUUUAUCAUGAAAAUCCAUAUCCCAGCAUCUUCAGGAUUAAUUUUGAUCACUACUACCCUGUGCCAUAUAUCCAGUAUGACCCAUUGCUCUAUCUUCGCAGGACCUCUGACAUGAAGUCUAAGAAGAAGCGUGGUAGACCUGCCAAAACCAAUGACACCAUGACAAAGGUGCCUUUUUUACAAGGGUUCGGUUACCCUAUUCCCAGUGGGAGUUACUAUGCACCCUAUGGAAUGCCUUACACAUCAAUGCCUAUGAUGAAUCUUGGUUACUACGGUCAGUACCCAGCUCCUUUGUACCUGUCUCACACGCUCGGAGCGGCUUCCCCAUUUAUGAGACCUACCGUGCCCCCACCCCAGUUCCAUGCAAGCUCUCACAUGAAGAUGUCCACCACUGCCAAACACAAAGCGAAACACGGAGUGCACCUACAAACCCCUGUGGGAAUGGGCCUUGGAGACAUGCAGUCCCCUUUAGCUCCUCCAAAGGUUGGAGGGACGAGCCUUUCAAGUGGCCGACUUCACAAAAGGAAACACAAACAUAAGCACAAGCAUAAGGAUGAGCGGAUACUGGGGACACAUGAAGAUCUGAGUGGUCUCUUCGCCAGCAAGUCCACUGGCUUCUCCAGCCAUACCAUGAAUGAAAGGCUGAGUGGCUCAGACAAAGACCUCUCCUUGCUCAACGAGAAAAGCAAGCAUAAGGAGAAGCAGAAGCACCAGCAUUGUGAAACCGGGCACAAAGGCUCAAAGAGUAACUUUGAAGUGGAUACACUGUCUACAUUAUCACUUUCUGAUACCCAGCAGUGGUCACAGAGUAAAGAUAAAAACGACUCAAGCAGUGAUCCCAUUGACUCUUGCACAAAGAGAUACUCUGGUAAUACUGAGAGUAAUGGAAGGUCAGAGUCCCUGGACAUGUUUGGUGAAAUGAAUUCCUCAAGUGAGAAGCGGGACAAUGAUGCAAGUGGGAAUAAAAGAAGAAGCUUUGAAGGGUUUGGAACUUACAGGGAAAAGGACAUUCAGCCCUUCAGGACAAAUAAGAAGGACAGAAGUACUUACGAUUCUUCAGCCUCUUCAGGUAUUGCAGGUCCCCACUUAAAAGCAGACCAGACUUCACUUCAUGGUAAAAUGGAAAGUUCUGCCUGUAACGUGAUGACCAGAAGGAAACCAGCAGCUGUUGACAGUGUUGCAAUGCCAAGUCCAGUAUUAUCUCUCCUACCUUCAUCAGCAGCAACAUCUGAAGCAGCCAGCUCACCACUGAAGAAAAGGUUCAAGCGCCGUGAAAUCGAAGCAAUCCAGUGCGAGGUGCGCAAGAUGUGCAACUACACCAAGAUCCUGUCCACGAAGAAGAACCUGGAUCAUGUGAACAAGAUCCUGAAAGCCAAGCGGCUGCAGAGACAAUCAAAGACAGGCAAUAACUUCGUCAAGAAGCGGAGGGGUCGUCCUCGGAAGCAACCUCUUUCCUUCGACGAAGACUCCAGAGACCAAAUGCCCGUUCUGGAAAAAUGCAUUGACCUUCCCAGCAAAAGAGGUCAGAGACCAACACUCAAUCCUUUGAUAUUGGAGCAAGCAGCCACUCAAGAUACUAUCAUGGCCACCAUCGAGGCUGUCAUACAUAUGGCUCGAGAGACACCACCCCUGCCACCUCCUCUUCCUCCUCCACCCCCUCCGCUCCCUCUCCCUCUACCCCGGGCACCCCGGGUUGGGAAAAGAAAAAACAAGUCCCCACAGGAGGAAGAGGAGGAUGUGAAAGUGAAGCGGUACCGGAAGGGCAGGGGGAGCGAAAGUGAAGGCCUUCCCUAAGGCCGGGGCACCUCGUCGGACGUCGGGUGCCAGUGGCGGAGCACGCCAGGGCGGAGGGACGGGAGGCACGCUGUCCGUUUGGCCCCUUUGGCAGCACCAGACUCACCCGUCCCUCCAGCAACCAGAACUCAUUGCAGAGAGCUCUGCCAGCCGGGGCGCGCAUCUUCCUCUUCAUCGCUUUGACCCAAGCCCGCCCCCCAAGGGAAGAGGGGGAAAGGGUGCGGGGAAAGGUGGGGGAUAAAGGGGAGGGGGAUGUGUGUGAAAGCUGGUAAAAAAGCAUCUAAGCUCUGCAGAGUUUCCAAAAUUAAUCUAAAUCUCAGCAUUGCUGUUCUCGUACCGUACCCGGAGGCGGGAGGUCAUCCUCGCAGAGAGCUGAACGUUGGCACUGGGGGCGGCGUGCUCUACUCUGAUUCUGUUUAGCAGGCCAGGUGAAACUAAGAGUAACUUUACCAUAGCAGAAAUCACUGUAAAAAAAAAAAAAAAAAAAAAAAAAAAAAAAAAAAAAGAAAGAAAGAAAAAAAACCCUACAAAAAAUAGUGUAAUUUUCUCAACUGUGAUAUGGGUUAUAAUCUGUCUGAAUUUUAUUUUUUUUUCCAGUUUUACAUACCUACCAGGCUUUGGGACAGCAUAACCCAAAGUGCCUGACUCCUGCUAUAUGAAGAACUAUAUGUCUCUUUCUCAUUUACUUGCCUAGUUAUUAGCUGCAAUAUAGGCAAUAGAAAAUUAGAGCCUUACACGCGUGCACACUCAUUCCGAGUGCUAUCCCAAGGACCGACGGAAUAUCACAGAAUUUAAAAUAAGGUGUACAUGGAUAUUCAGUUACUAUAGCAUGUUUAUAUGAAGCAACUUGGCAAUGGCAUGUGAAAAAGGGGUCAUCCAUCAGCCAAGUUGUUUUGAUGCUCGGUACAUAUGAGUAGAGAACAGCAAGACACUUCUGGGGAAUAUAGUUAUAGUAAACAUGGACAAAAUCACCAAAAAAAUAAUAUAAAAACAUAAAAGAAAAAAAAAAAAGAACUUAAAAAUUGACUAAAAAGACAGGGCCCAAACCUACCCAUUUUUACCACCUGCAAUUCCCAGUGAAAUUGAAGGGAAACCCAGGAUCCGAAUAAUUUGCAUUGUUUAGCAAUGACUUGAUAUUAUCUUUUAAAGAAAAUAGAUAAAGUAGAUUGUUUUAAAAAACUAUAGAACAGACCCUAUCAAUAAUAGGUCCUUUCUUGGCAAUUAUUUCUUAAAAAUUAAAAGGAAUAAGUGUUCUUAUCUGAAAAUAGAAAUAAAAAUGUUCAAAGGGUAUCACCACUGCAAUUGUAUUAAUGCCACUUUGGACACGUUCUCCAAGUUGUGGUUGCCUUAAUAAACUAAAAAAAUAAUUUUUUUUUUUUUUUGUACAUAAUGUAAUUAUAAACCUCUCAGUCUGCAUGGAUGCAAACUGUGUGUGACAAAUCGUCUCUUUAAAUGGUCAGUUCAAAUUGUACAUUUCUCAUUCGAGUUGUCCGUUAGCCAUUGAUUUAACUUGGGUAAAAUACCCAAGCUUCAUUUCCACAGCCCAAUUAAAAUGUUUAGCUAAAACAAAGACUGAACAGGAAGCUGUUCCAUUGCAGUGUCAAUGCUUUAAAAAAAAAAAAAAAAGUUAAUUGUUGAAAUUUGAAAUAGGUACUUUCAACUUUAUAUCAUUUCUUUUUAACGUCCUGCAGUACACUCAACACCUGGCAUGUGAAGAUGGAUAUUAAAAUGAGAACAGAGAGGGAAGAUUACAGCAAGGGAGUGGGGAUUGGAAUUGUUUAAUGUUCACAAGCCAACUUGCUAUUCCCUUUCUUGAGAAAUCUUGAAUUGGUUUAUUGCCAAGGAAACUUCAUAUAGCACGACA